Mangifera indica (mango) is the source of this 2602-nucleotide messenger RNA. RefSeq lists its product as uncharacterized. The transcript has 3 exons. Lineage: Eukaryota; Viridiplantae; Streptophyta; Magnoliopsida; Sapindales; Anacardiaceae. Bases 180 to 2270 code for a protein of 696 amino acids. The record is from RefSeq and is a predicted model, not a curated record.
CAACGGUCAUCUGGAAUCCAAUCUCUCUCGCUACUCUCUACUUUCUCCCUCUUUCCUCGCUAAUUUUUUCACUCUGUCUGGUUAAUUUUUAUUUCUCCCUCAAAAAAAUCUGCUUCUUCAGCUCUUUUAGAUUUUAUAUACAACUGCCGUUAAAGUUCAGGAAAGAAAAAGUCAAACAAAUGGAGGGCUCCGAUAGUAAGAGUAUCGCAUCAAAAGCGUUGGUCAAAAUCAAAUCCUCUUCAACCAGUACAGAUGAGAAUGCUGAAUGUACAGGCUUGCAAAACUCUAAGAGAUCUACAACAACAAAGCAUUUUAUGUCACCGACUAUAUCAACAGCUUCAAAAGCCAUUGCUCCAAGAAAGAAAAUUUUAGCUGAAAGGAAUGAAAUUUGUGAUACCCAUAUCCCAAAACCUUCAAAUUUCAGCCUUUCUGAUGAUUCUUUGUCAUUUAGUGAUGAUUCAACCAUUAAAUCUUAUGAUCCUUUAAAAAAUUGCACCUCACCAAGGCCUAAGUUUCUUAGAUAUAAGCCUGAUAGAAGAAGAGAGUUUGUCAAGCAGGAAAUUAAGGUCAAAGGAAUGAAAGAGGAGGCUACUUUAAUUUGUGCUUCUGAAAAAGGUUUUGUGAAGGAGGAAGUUGAAGAGGAAGAGGAGGAGGAGGAGGAGGAGGAGAGAGAGGGAUUUUUGAGAAGGAUUUUUAAGUUUGUUCUUGUGCUGUUUGUUUUGGUGUUCUCUACUUUGUAUAUAUCUUCUAUGAACUCUCCAACAUGUUCUCAUGCUUUUCAAUCUAUUGAGGGUCUUAAAGAUAGGUGGUACCCUAAGAUUCAUGAUGGUGUAUAUGAGGCCAUGAGGAGUCUUAGGGGUGAAGAUCAUUUCUUCAGAACAAUGAAGUUUAAGGACUUUCUGAAGAUAUGCACGGGUGGUAGUGAGUUUGUGGGAGAAUAUGUGGGUUUAAUGAAGUUAAACCAGACUUUUAUUAAUGAGAGAUUUGAAGGAGGAGAGAUAGUUGAAGAAGAGAGUGAUAAUCUGGGUGAAGUGGUGGAGCUGCAGGGUGGAGACAAUAAAAAUUUUGGUGAAAUGGUAGAGCUACGAGCUGGAGAAAGUGAAAACUUAGAGGGUUUUGAUCAGAUGGUUGAAGAUGUUAACUUGGAUAAAGUUGAAGAAGUGGGUGAUAAUUUGGGUGGGGUGGUGGAGCCAAAGGGUGGAGAGAGUAAAGAUUUUUGUGAAAUUGUAGAGCUACAAGUUAGUGAAACUGAAAAAGUAGAGGUUGCUGAUCUGAUACUUGAGAAUUUUGCGUUGAAAUGGACAGAAGAAUAUGCAGAGAAGCCUGAAUCUUUUGAUGAUAAUAAAAAAAGUGAGGCUGUAAAUGAACCAGUUCAAGAAGUUAACAAUGUGGUCGCCAGGGGCUCUAAAAUGGUUGAAAGUGAACACAUCACUGACAUUGAAACUCUCAAUUCUGAAGCAGAGAGUACUUCGAAGGAGGGCCUUUUGGAGCAAAUUGAAACUGAUAAUACUUUCAUGGCUGCAGUGGGUGUUGCUUUACUCUUUGCAGUUAUGGUAUCUAAGUUAAUGGCUUUUAACCUUAAGAAGAAGAGAACUAUUAGAGAAGAAUCUCCUCCAAUCUUAAGGCCUUGCAGUAAUGAAUCUGAGGUAAUGGAGAAAUAUGUCUCAGAAAUUCCUAAAGAGAGAGAGGAGUACGCCAAAUAUAUCAAUUCUAAAGAUGUGUACCAAAGCCGAGGCCCAUCAAUUGAGUUACCACUAGCUUCUAACCUUAAGAAGAAGAGAAAUAUUAGAGAAGAAUCUCCUCCAAUCUUAAGACCUUGCAGUAAUGAAUCUGGGGUAAUGGAGAAAUUUAGCUCAGAAAUUCCUAAAGAGAGAGAGGAGUAUUCCAAAUGUAUCAAUUCUAAAGAUGUGUACCAAAGCCAAGGCCCAUCAAUAGAGUUACUAGCCGAGUUUGAGGUGGGGGAGAUCAGUUCAGCCUUUAGAAGAGUUGGUAUGAAGAAAAGUAGGAUUGAAGAAAGUGAAAUGAGCAGCCAUUCUGUUCCCUUGUACAAGGAGUUUGCCAAUUGCAAUAAGACUCAUUCAAUUUCCAGUGAUGCUCUGUCAGAUUUUUCAGAGUUCUCUGCCAUGAAUUCCUUUUCCUAUGCAUACAUUACUCCCGAGAAGAAAAUUUCAAAGAAAGAGGAUGUUCGAGAUGGAGAGGCAAGGAAGGUGGCUACAUCUGCAGUGAGGAGAUCAAGCAGACUUCGAAACCGCGCAAUCACAUCUCCAUGAAUUCUUCUCACUUGCAGCAUAUGAAACGCCACUCUCUGUUGUUUCAUAUUAAGCCUGUUUCAACUGAGAAUCACUAGAGACAAAGAUGACUCUUAGCUGUAAAUUUUUAUCUGUUCUAACUUUUUAGGAGCUUCUCAUUUCUGUAGCCUAAAUAAAACUUCCUUCCCUAUCAUGAUAUGAUAAUUAAUGAUUUCCAUGUUUCAUCUCCACUUCCUUCUAGUUCCUUUUUACUAUUCUUUUUGUUUUGCCUUUUGCAUUCUUGUAUCUAUCUGAAGUUGUAAGCUUAUACUUAUCAGUUGAUUGGUGACUAAAGCACCCAUGAUAUUUGUGUA